Molecule: messenger RNA, 1753 nt
Organism: Globicephala melas (long-finned pilot whale)
Lineage: Eukaryota; Metazoa; Chordata; Mammalia; Artiodactyla; Delphinidae
Gene: CAV2
Product: caveolin 2
Biological process (GO): regulation of cytosolic calcium ion concentration; cell differentiation; positive regulation of MAPK cascade
Cellular component (GO): caveola; sarcolemma; perinuclear region of cytoplasm
Molecular function (GO): protein kinase binding; molecular adaptor activity
Source: RefSeq, a predicted model, not a curated record
CGAGGGGCGGGACUCGGGCCGCGCGGGCCCGGGAGCAGAAGCCGGCAGCGGGAAGCUACCGCCGUCCGGGCCGCUCUGGGAGAGGCGAGGCGAAGAGAGGCGGGGCGGGGCCGAGCGCAACGGGAAGGCGAAGCUGCGCGGGCCGGGAGCCGCGCUGCGCCAGCCGGGCUGCAGCUGCCGCGCACCAAGCGCUGAGAUGGGGCUGGAGACCGAGAAGGCGGAUGUCCAGCUCUUCAUGGACGAGGACUCUUACAGCCGCCACAGCAGCGUAGAUUACGCCGACCCCGAGAAGUUCGUGGAUCCAGGCAGCGACCGAGAUCCCCACCGGCUCAACUCGCAUCUCAAGGUGGGAUUCGAGGAUGUGAUUGCAGAGCCCGCGUCUACGCACUCUUCUGACAAAGUGUGGAUCUGCAGCCACGCUCUCUUUGAAAUCAGCAAAUACGUGAUCUACAAGUUCCUGACGGUGUUCCUGGCCAUUCCCUUGGCUUUCGCUGCGGGAAUUCUCUUUGCCAUCCUCAGCUGUCUGCACAUCUGGAUUAUAAUGCCUUUUGUAAAGACCUGCCUAAUGGUCCUGCCUUCAGUGCAGACAAUAUGGAAGAGCAUGACAGAUGUUGUCAUUGCCCCAUUGUGUAGGAGCGUAGGACGCAGCUUCUCUUCUGUCAGCCUGCAACUGAGCCAUGACUGAAUACUUGGACCCCAGGUCCAGAGAUUUGGAUACUGUAAUACUUCUUUGUUGUUAUAACAUAAAGGCACUACUGUUCUGUUAAUUCCCCAAAUGUUCAAAUUAAGAAAGCUAUUAAGAUGGGCAACCACAUGUAGAAAUGUUUAUUUUCAGAUCUUUUCAAAUAAUACUUUUCUAUAUUAAAAGCCAAGGAUUUCAUAUCUAACUUUAUAACCAGAAUUACUCAGUAGGUUGGCAACACUUAAUUUUGAAGGCAGACAGUUCUUGCUUUAGUAUGUAAGUAUACAUUUUGUAAUGAUGAAUCUAUAAUGAUCAAGGGACAUUUCUCUCAAACACUACAAUAGUUUUGUGUACAACUGCUCAUAAAAAUAUGGAAUUUCUUAUUUUUCUUUUACUUUGGAAGUAAUACUUUUUAAAUUACCUUUGCAGGUAAAGUCAUGGGGAUACUUAGAGAUAAGAUAAUACAAAGAUUCUAGAAAUUACAGUAACAAAAGUAUACAGUGAUGAUAGGGGCUCUCAAAUAUGAUAAAACAAAUGUGAAAAUAGAUUCAUGAAAGUAUGUUCCUUUAAAUAGGGCAUAGUUAACCUACAGGCAUAUUUAACAAGAUGUUUCAAUUUACUGUAUAUUUUGUACUUAUUGUAAAUGUUUCUCUAAUCAGAUUUAAAGAACUCAUUAUAUUUGCUUUAAAGAACUCAUUAUAUUUGUUAUCUUGUUGAGCUAAUAUAUGGGAGGAGUAAAUGUGUCUUCCACAAGGAACUUCACUGGUGAGAUUGCACUGUCUUGAUUACAUAAGCAUAUGCAUCUUCUUUGGUAAUAGAAUGGAAAAGAGAUAUACAAGGCUUUUCUUUCUAACUUUUCCAAGCAAAAUCCUGAAGUGUUUUAUGGCUGAUGUUUAUCUGGCUGUGAUCUUAAUACAAACCCAACUGAUAUUUCAUCUAGGAGAUGCUUUCUGUCUUGUAAUUAGAAAUUAAACCUGUAUUCUGCAUUCCUAUUAAUGUUUCGCUUUACCUUCAAGUAAUAUUGCUGCUAUUUAAUAACAUUUUAAAAUAAAGGCUAUUUCUGACACUUAA